Molecule: messenger RNA, 1836 nt
Organism: Dufourea novaeangliae
Lineage: Eukaryota; Metazoa; Arthropoda; Insecta; Hymenoptera; Halictidae
Product: angiotensin-converting enzyme-like
Exons: 12
Coding region: 16-1836 (606 amino acids)
Biological process (GO): proteolysis
Cellular component (GO): plasma membrane
Molecular function (GO): metallopeptidase activity; peptidyl-dipeptidase activity
Source: RefSeq, a predicted model, not a curated record
AGCGAAGCGUCCGCAAUGUGCACGAGGGUAAUGACAGCUCAGUGGAACUUUGCUACCAACGUCACUGAAAUUAAUCGUCGAAGAAUGUUAGACGAACAGGCGUUGAAGUUAAAAUUCGACAGAAUCUCUUGGCGUAAGGCUGUUAGCUUCGCUUGGAGCCGAAUACCAGAUCCUUUGGCAAGAAGAGAACUCCAUAUUAUCGCAGUGAAAGGUCGGAAUUCUCUAACCGAUGACAAAUUUAACGAGGUGCACAGCCUAAUUGUCGAAAUGAAGGAAAUAUACGCAAGAACAAGACUCUGCCCCUACAGGCCCAUAGGUGCGAAUUGUGACCUAAGUUUGGAUCACGAUGUUGGUAAAAUAAUGGCAAGAUCAAAGGACUACGAUGAGCUACUAUACUAUUGGCACGCUUGGCACGAAGCUACUGGACCCCAACUAAAGAACAAAUACAUGAGAUACAUUCAACUUGCCAAUCAAGCAGCCAGACUAAAUGGAUUCGCGGAUGCAGGGGACCAAAUGAGAGAGCUCUAUGAAGACGAGUAUUUCCAACAAAACAUCGCAGACGUAAUGUCGGCUGUAAUGCAUUUGUACAAAAAUCUUUUUACGUAUGUUAGGACAAAACUAUUCGAAAGGUACGGUGAUAAAAUAAGAAGAGACGGACCACUUCCGGCGCACAUUUUGGGAAACAUGUGGGCUCAAAAUUGGGAGAACAUCUUCGACGUGGUUAAGCCAUUUCCGGCAAGCAAGAAGCUUGAUGUAUCUUUGGACAUGAUGAUACAAGGCUUCACACCUUUAAGGAUGUUCCAAAUAGCAGAGGAGUUCUUUACUUCAUUGGGGAUGAAACCAAUGCCACCUGAAUUCUGGAGGUUCUCCAUGUUCGAGAAACCCAUUGACAGAGAAGUAAAGUGUACUUCUAGCGCUUGGGAUUUCUGUAACAGGAUCGAUUAUAGGAUAAAACAAUGUACGAUGGUUACGAUGGAAGAUCUGUUAUCAACUCACCACGAGAUCGCUCGCUUGCAAUAUUAUUUACAAUACCGUGAUCAGCCCCUACUAUUCCGUAAUGAACCAAUCCCAGGUUUUUUUGAAGCAGUCAGUGAUGCCAUCGGUCUGUCAGUAUUCACUUCUAAACAUUUAAGUAGAAUUGGACUGCACAACAAUGCCACGGACGACUAUGGCAGCAAUAUUAACUUCCUAAUGCUAAUGGCUCUUCGUAAAGUUGCCUACAUGCCGUUCGCUUACAUAAUUGACGAGUGGAGGUGGCGUGUAUUUGGGGACGGUGUCGUUGAUAUGACGAACAAAUGGUGGGAAUUGAGGUUGCAGUAUCAAGGAAUUGUGCCACCGGUUCCAAGAUCCGAAAGAGACUUCGAUCCUGGCUCAAAAUAUCAUAUUCCUGCAGAUGCUCUUUAUGCUAAAUACUUCGUCGGUGUAGUAUUACAGUUUCAAUUGUUCGAAUCUUUGUGCGAAAUUGCGGGUCACACCGGAGAUCUACAUACCUGUGAUUUUUAUAGAUCCCGGGAAGCAGGCAGAUUGCUCUCUGAUGUGUUAUCAAUAGGAUCCUCUAGAUCAUGGAAAGAUGUUGUACGGCAAAUGACAAGGGGCAGAACGAAUAGAAUGGAUGCUGGUGCUAUAUUAAGGUAUUUCGAGCCAUUAAAUCAAUGGUUGAAACGACAGAACGAAAUGGAACCAGUAGUCGGUUGGAUCACAAAUCGCGAAGACACAGACUUUUUUCCAUAUUUUUCAGCGCUGUUUUUUCACUGGUACCAAAAUGGCGCCCGAAAGGUCACUUCGUGCUUACUUGUUUCAUUGGUUCUAGUAGUUACUCAAAUUUCAAUGUAUUAA